Symbiodinium pilosum is the source of this 798-nucleotide messenger RNA. The record is from the annotation of a GenBank genome assembly. Lineage: Eukaryota; Dinophyceae; Suessiales; Symbiodiniaceae.
GAACAAGCUUUACAUAAUGAAGAAAUCGAAGAAGAACCUCAACCUCCACCUGAAGCAGAAAACGCAGAGCAACAGCAGAGACGCAGAGACAUUCAACGGAAGGUCAUGCACCUUCAUCGUGUGACAGGUCAUGGAUCAGUGGCAAGUUUGGUACAUGCACUUAAAGCCCGGGGAGCAGCAGAGGAUGUUAUACAAGCAGCGCGAGAUUUACAAUGUCCAACAUGUCAGGAACAUCGUCGACCUGCCCCACGACGACAUGCAACACUAGAGACUUUGCCGAGGAAGUGGGAACGCAUCCAAAUUGAUCGUGGAGACUGGACACAUCCAGUACACCGUCACAAACUCAGAUUCGUCAUGAUCAUUGAUGAGGGAAGUCGCUUUCGAGCAGGCCGAGUACUAUCAGGUCCCGCGCGACGUGCAGGAACAUGGGAGGACAUACAAAAGGUUUACGAACAGAUUUGGUUGCCGACACAUGGUGCGCCGGCGGCCGUUCGCGUUGAUCCAGCUGGUCCUUGGAUGAGUCACAAGGCGGAUGAUUAUUUCGCAGAACGAGGUAUACAGCUCGAUCCCAUUCCAGCAGAGGCACAUUGGCAAAUUGGUGCAGUGGAGCGAGCGGUACGGAAUUUGAAGUCCGUUCUGGAGGCCCUGGCACCGGAGUUUCCCGACAUGCGCAUGUUUGAGACGACAGACGAGAAACCGCUGAACAACGACGUGUUUGAGGACGGUGGCUUCGGACAGAACAUCCGGGCAAUGUGUUUAGCAGAGAAGGCGUUUAUUGACGAGCAGGCCAGACAGCGA